Echinococcus granulosus is the source of this 375-nucleotide messenger RNA. RefSeq lists its product as hypothetical. The transcript has 2 exons. The record is from RefSeq and is a predicted model, not a curated record. Lineage: Eukaryota; Metazoa; Platyhelminthes; Cestoda; Cyclophyllidea; Taeniidae. Bases 1 to 375 code for a protein of 124 amino acids.
AUGGAGCGGCAGAUAUGCGACUACCAUCCAGCCACAAUGGCUGAGAUGGUUAUGAUGCAGCAGUAUAUGAGUAGUCACCAGAAUUACUGGAGUUCUCCUAUGCCACACGAGGCAAACAGCGUUAUCUACCCUGGAUUUCCGCUAGAUCCCUAUGGGGAUUGUGCAUCACCAAUUUUUAAACCACCCGCUUAUUCCAAUACUGUCUACGCACCACCAGAUACAAUGCUUGCCUUCUCGUCUGAUCAUUAUGGGUUCAAAGCUAUUGAUGACAAGGCCAACUCGGAUGUUUUUCAGAAGGCACUACCCUCAAUGGAUAAACUGACCCAUUCGAUGGUGAUUCGUUCUACUCCGAGACUCUGGAAUGGAACUGGCUAG